Diaporthe amygdali is the source of this 2685-nucleotide messenger RNA. RefSeq names its product beta-glucosidase 1 precursor. Gene Ontology annotation, biological process: glucan catabolic process. NCBI's taxonomy places the organism in Eukaryota, Fungi, Ascomycota, Sordariomycetes, Diaporthales, Diaporthaceae. Bases 1 to 2685 code for a protein of 894 amino acids. Gene Ontology annotation, molecular function: beta-glucosidase activity. The transcript is spliced from 6 exons. The record is from RefSeq and is a predicted model, not a curated record.
AUGAAGUCCUCGCCUGCUGCUGCCCUCGCCUGGCUGGCGGCGAGCUGUGGCUCUGUUACAGCAGGCACUAUCGGUGACCACGCAAAGCGACUCGGCGCCGCUCAAGUUGAGACCUCGAAAAGCUUCAGCAUUAUGAACACCGUCAAAAUCUUGACUGCCCUUGCGGCUCUUGUUCUUCAGCCUGCUGACACGACCUCAAAGGUUCAACAACGACAGACGGACCUUGCUUCCUCUCCUCCGUUCUAUCCUUCGCCAUGGAUGGACCCAGAGGCCGACGGCUGGGCAGAUGCCUAUGCCAAGGCUAAAGACUUCGUCUCACAGAUGACCCUUCUCGAAAAGGUCAAUAUCACCACCGGUGUUGGUUGGGAGAGCGAAGUCUGCGUUGGAAAUGUCGGUUCAGUACCCCGUCUUGGCCUUCACAAGAACCUAUGCAUGCAGGAUUCUCCCUUGGGUGUUCGUUUCGCGGAUUGGGUCUCUGCGUUCCCCGCCGGUCUUACUGCGGCAGCCACUUGGGACCGCGAUCUAAUUUACAAGAGAGGCAAUGCCAUGGGCGAAGAGCACAGAGGCAAGGGAAUCGAUGUUCAACUCGGUCCAGUUGCAGGCCCCAUUGGUCGUGCCCCUACUGGAGGGCGGAACUGGGAGGGAUUUAGUCCCGAUCCCUAUCUCACCGGAGUUGGAAUGGCAGAGACGAUCAAGGGCAUCCAGGAUGCUGGUGUGAUUGCUUGUGCAAAGCAUUACAUUGCCAACGAGCAAGAGCAUUUCCGUCAGUCCGGCGAGGCUCAAGGCUACGGCUUCAACAUCAGCGAGUCUUUGUCUUCCAACAUCGACGAUAAGACAAUGCAUGAGCUCUACCUCUGGCCUUUCGCCGAUGCCAACUCAAAGAUGAUGAACGAUAUUCUCAAGAACGAGCUUGGCUUCCAAGGGUUUGUGAUGAGCGAUUGGGGUGCACACCAUACUGGAGUCGGCGCUGCUGUCGCGGGCUUGGACAUGUCAAUGCCUGGUGACACUGCCUUCAGCUCCGGUCUCUCCUUCUGGGGUACUAAUUUGACCCUGGCUGUCUUGAACGGCACGAUGCCCCUGUAUCGUCUUGAUGAUAUGGCAAUGCGGAUUAUGGCCGCAUAUUUCAAGGUCGGUCGGACGAUUGAUGAGCCGUAUCCUAACUUCUCCUCUUGGUCGAGGGAUACCUUUGGCUACGUGCACGCUGGCGCAGAGGAAGGAUAUCAACAGAUAAACUCCCACAUCGACGUGAGAGGGGAGCACGCCGCUCUGAUCCGAGAGGUUGCUGCGAAGGGAACUGUACUGUUGAAGAACACUGGUGCUCUGCCCCUCGACAAGCCCAGAUUCCUGGCGGUCAUUGGUGAAGACGCGGGACCAAACCUGAACGGCCCCAAUGGAUGUUCCGACCGAGGAUGUGACAAUGGAACUUUAUCGAUGGGAUGGGGUUCUGGUACCUCUGACUUCCCGUACCUUGUGACUCCUGACACCGCACUCCAGAAUCAGGCGCUCGCCGACGGAAGUCGUUACGAGAGCAUCCUCGACAACUACGCGACUAGCCAGAUCGAGGCUCUCAUUGUGCAAGCCUAUGCGACACCCAUUGUUUUCGUGAACGCAGACAGCGGCGAGGGGUACAUCAGCGUUGACGGCAAUGAGGGCGACCGAAACAACCUCACGCUGUGGAACAGCGGCGACGAGCUGAUCAAGAACGUGUCCAGCCUGAACAACAAUACUAUCGUGGUCAUCCACAGCGUUGGUCCUACCCUUCUUACUGAAUGGUACGACAACCCCAAUAUCACCGCGAUUCUCUGGGCCGGUCUGCCCGGACAGGAGUCAGGAAACUCAAUUGUCGAUGUCCUCUACGGCAACGUCAACCCUGCUGGCCGCACGCCUUUCACCUGGGGUGCAACACGCGAGAGCUAUGGCACUGAUGUCUUGUACGAGGCAAACAACGGAGAAGGCGCUCCGCAAGACGACUUCACGGAGGGCUCAUUCAUUGACUAUCGCCAUUUUGACAAGACAAACACUACUCCGAUCUACGAAUUCGGCUUUGGAUUGAGCUACACAACUUUCGAAUACGCGAACUUGAACGUUGUCAAGGCCUACGCGGAUCCAUACGUGCCGGCCAACGGGUCUUCUCCCGCAGCCCCCAUCAUCGGAAGCUCCAACUACUCGACAAACUUGGAAGACUAUGCCUUCCCGGCUGACCAGCUAGACUAUGUCACCCGCUACAUCUACCCCUACCUGAACACCACCACCUCGGCCGCCGAAGCGAGCCAGGACCCACACUAUGGUCAGACAGCCGAAGAGUUCCUCCCACCCAACGCGAUCUCGUCCGACCCCAUCCCCUAUGCCCCUGCCGGCGGCGCCCCAGGUGGCAACCCCGGCCUGUACGAAGUUCUGUACACCGUAACCGCGGACAUCACCAACACCGGCUCAGUUGCUGGUGACGAGGUGCCUCAGCUGUACGUCUCCCUGGGCGGGCCGGACGACCCGCCCGUCGUGCUCCGCGGCUUCGCCCGGAUCAGCAUCGAGCCCGGCGCGACAGCCACCUUCAGCGCCGACCUGACACGGCGCGACGUGAGCAACUGGGACACGGUGGCCCAGGACUGGCUGGUGUCGAGCUCCCCCAAGACGGUGUACGUCGGCCGGAGCAGCAGGAAGCUGGACCUGCAGGCGCCUCUGCCUUAG